Fusarium subglutinans is the source of this 1140-nucleotide messenger RNA. RefSeq names its product taurine dioxygenase. Gene Ontology annotation, molecular function: 2-oxoglutarate-dependent dioxygenase activity. The record is from RefSeq and is a predicted model, not a curated record. Lineage: Eukaryota; Fungi; Ascomycota; Sordariomycetes; Hypocreales; Nectriaceae. Gene Ontology annotation, cellular component: cytoplasm. The transcript is spliced from 2 exons. Bases 1 to 1140 code for a protein of 379 amino acids.
AUGUCGACUACUACUACUACUAUCACCCAACAGGCCGAGCGCAUCGUGCCGCUCAAUGUCGAGGCCAACAAGUACCCCGAGCCUCUGAAGGCAUCGGGAGCUCUCGAUAAGUUCACGUUUGAAGAGUCAACACCCGUCAUUGGACGCGAAUAUCCCAAAGUCAAUCUUGUCGACGACAUCAUCAACGCCCCAAACGCAGAUGAACUAAUCCGCGAUCUCGCCAUCACCAGUAUGUCACCUUCCCAGCCCCAGAGCUCAUCUCUAACAGUCCCAGUCUCCCAACGCGGCGUCGUUUUCUUCCGCGCCCAAGACAAUCUCACAGACGAACAGCACAAACAACUCGUCCACCGCCUCGGCCAGCUGACCAACAAGCCCAAGGACUCAACCCUCCACAUCCACCCUCUUCUCAACAGCACCAAUGAGUUCGGCGUAGACGACAAUGAAAUCAGCGUUAUUUCAUCAAACGUUGAGUUCUUCCAGGAUAGAAUCAAGGAUCGUGACGAUCGAAAGCAAGGCGCUGCGAGCUGGCACAGCGAUAUCCAAUUCGAGCAGUAUCCCGCUGAUUACACAAGUCUGCGACUCACAAAACUCCCGGCCGGAGGUGGCGAUACCCUCUGGGCUUCAGGAUACGAGCUAUAUGAUCGAUUCAGCGAUCCUUACAGAAAGUUCUUUGAGGGCUUGACUGCUACGUUUUCUGGCGAGGGGUUCUUGAGGGCACGAGAUGCGAGACCGGAUCAUUACAAGGUCUACGAGGAACCGCGAGGAAAUCCCGCCAAUAUCGGUGAUGAGCUCAAGGCCAUUCACCCCGUUGUUCGCACCAAUCCCGUAACGGGAUGGAAGUCUAUCUUUGCGAUUGGAAACUUUCCCAAGCGCAUUAAUGAGCUGAGCGAGCGUGAGAGUAGAGAGAUCUUGGAGUCGCUGUAUAAGAGGAUUGAGCAGAACCAUGAUCUGCAGGUUCGCUUCCGCUGGAGAAGUCCCAAUGAUAUUGCGUUCUGGGAUAACCGCAGUGCAUUCCAUAGCGCGACGAAUGAUUACGAUGGUCUUGGUGAGCGCACGGGUCACAGGGCUGUCGGCAUUGGCGAGAAGCCUUACCUCGAUCCUAACAGCCUGUCAAGGACCGAGGCACUGAAGAGAGCUUAG